UAUUGUGCAACUUUACUUCAGUUUACUCUGUUACACAUUUUGUUGAUUAGAGCAAUUGUAGUACUGCUAAUGAUUAUUCACUCUUCCCGAAAUAGUUAACCAACCAACGAGAUCUGAAAGAUGUCUAAAUAUAAAUUAUUAGAGCAUCUGGGCAGCGGUGCGUUUGGUGAAGUACACAAGGCAGUAGAAUUCUCUACAAACAAGAUAGUUGCCAUAAAGAAAGUUGGCCUAUGCCUAGAUUGUUCUGAGGUCAUGAUUCUUCAAAUCAUCGGCGCACAUAACAAUGUUGUUCAGUACAUAGAAUACUUCACUGAUCAAAAUAGUAUUUACAUUGUCUUGGAAUAUUGCCAUUUUGGCUCUAUAGACAAUUUCUUGAAACACAACCCAAGUCUUGAUAAGAAUAUGCGUAUGAGAUUCUUAAAAGACGUGUCGAAUGGCCUAGCGCAUAUUCAUGGCGUCAACAUCGUACAUCGAGAUUUAAAGCCUGCCAACAUUUUGAUCGACAAUCGACUUGUUGCUAAAAUAGCUGAUUUUGGAUUGGCUAAGGUUUUGAAUUAUUUAACGACAACAGUGGAGGAGAAGUACAUGAAGACAAGGCUUGGCACCUUACCGUACAUGGCGCCAGAAGUACUACAAGGACAUUAUGAUGCCAAUGCAGACAUUUUCAGCAUGGGAAUUAUAUUUUGUGGUAUUUUAGAUGACAACUUAAAAGAACAGGUCGAGAAUGAGCUGAUUGGUGUGAAGAUGUGUCGUGAACAAAACUACAUCUACAAUGUACCACCAACUAUUGGACCAUUUAUGGAAAGUCUUGUCACUAGAAUGCUGCAGAAGGAUUACCGUCGAAGACCUACUGCUCUAGACAUCAGCCAAAAAUUAAUGCAGCAUUUUGCAUGUCUUUGUCUGUGCCAUAUGGGUUUGCAGCCCAUAUGUGGGUGGAUUUUUAAACCAGCCAUUAGCCAGGCUAUGCAAUCCCUGUACAAUAAUGCAUAUAUGGCCAUGAGCAUCCCAGCUAGCAUUGGCCGAACGUUCGGUUUUGCUUCGGCCCAACGUGGAUUCAACUUGUUGGGAAGACGUCGACCCGAUCUGUUGGAUCGACGUUGGCCCGAUAAUGCUUCUGUAACGUCCUCAAACCACGUUGGCCCAACGUACCUGAUGUUGCCUAGACGUUUGCUUUUCCAACAUUGA
Molecule: messenger RNA, 1185 nt
Organism: Anneissia japonica
Lineage: Eukaryota; Metazoa; Echinodermata; Crinoidea; Comatulida; Comatulidae
Product: serine/threonine-protein kinase Aurora-3-like
Exons: 1
Coding region: 121-1185 (354 amino acids)
Biological process (GO): autophagosome organization; autophagy; protein autophosphorylation
Cellular component (GO): cytoplasm; autophagosome
Molecular function (GO): protein serine/threonine kinase activity; ATP binding
Source: RefSeq, a predicted model, not a curated record